CCACCAUAAAACGCAUGUGCGGACUCAAGGUGAAUGGCUUCUGCUGUACUAACGUUAGCUGUUGGUGAGCAGCUGUUGCGCUAACGUUAGCUGUGAAUAAGCUGGGUCUUCGUAAUACGACAGAGAAAGGAGUUACGAAUUUGUUUGUUCCUCACAGUCAGAGUGAACCUCUUGACACCAGGUUGAAGCUGAGCCAAAAUAGACGUGCUUGCUGUUGAUUCAUCAUCCACACAGAAACACAACUGGACCCUGCAAGCAGACACAGACGCACCAGAAUGGCCAGUGUGCUGUGCCGCAAAGCCAGGCUGGUCUCUUACCUCCCAGGACUUCAUGUGUUGGUGCAUCGUGUGGCUGGAGCCAGAGCCUUCUCUGCUGCUGGAUCCUCAGGCUCUGAUGAGCCCCAUGUAGCCAUCACUCCAUCUGACAUGGGACUGCGGACUGUGUGGCCUGAUGAGAGUAUGGGACCUUUUGGGCCCCAGGACCAGCGCUUCCAGCUACCUGGUAAUGUGGGUUUUGACUGCCACCUAGAAGGAUUAGCAAAGCAGGAGAAGAACCUGACACACAAGAUGGUCCCUGAUGUGCUGUCGGCCCCAUCCAGUAGUGAGAGACAUGAGUUCAUACUGGCCCAGUUCAUCGGAGACUUCUUUGAGAAAGAUGACCCGGACUCAUCUCAGAGUGUCAGUAGAGCUGAACAGUACUUUGACAAUGUCAGUGUGGAGUGUGCCAUACAGUCCUGCCCUGAGCUACUACAGAAAGAUUUCCAGUCCAUGUUUCCUGAGGCGCCAUCCUCUGGUAUGAUGGUGGUCACAGUUACCCAAAAGACCCAGAACGAUAUGACGUCAUGGUGUGCUGAGGUGGAACAAGAGAGAGAGCAGAUGCUUGACAAGUUUAUUGAUGGAGCGAAGGAGAUUUGCUACGCUCUGCAGAGAGAAGGAUUCUGGGCUGACUUUAUCGACCCAUCCUCAGGCCUGGCGUUCUUUGGCUCAUACACCAACAACACGCUGUUUGAGACAGAUGAUAGGUACCAUCACCUGGGCUUCCAGAUCGAGGACCUGGGCUGCUGCAGAGUAAUCCGACACACUCUGUGGGGGACACAUGUUUUUGUGGGGACAAUAUUCACCAACGCACCACCCAGCAGCCUUAUCAUGAAGAAGCUGCAGGCAGCUGAACAUAAACUCAGGGACACUGGGCUGCCACUGUACUAUGUAAAAACCUGUCUGGACUGUUUGGUGAUGGUAUCCAUUUUAACGCAAUCCUUCAAGAACAUUAUUAACUGACUCCUCAGUGUUUUUACCUUUGCAGCAUGUAUGUACAGAUAUUAGCUGAUAUUGAUUUAUAUUUAUAGAUACAGAUCUCACAGGUUGAAAUGCUGCUGUCAACAGAAUAAAGUGUUUCUUGACUGA
This is a messenger RNA of Lates calcarifer (barramundi perch), 1403 nucleotides long. RefSeq names its product cobalamin trafficking protein CblD. The record is from RefSeq and is a predicted model, not a curated record. Gene Ontology annotation, biological process: cobalamin metabolic process. Gene Ontology annotation, cellular component: mitochondrion. The transcript is spliced from 8 exons. The coding region runs from base 276 to 1277 and encodes 333 amino acids. Lineage: Eukaryota; Metazoa; Chordata; Actinopteri; Centropomidae.